AUGAGUGACGACGACAAGAAUCAAUCGCUUCUCCAGCUGAGCCGGCGCCAUGGCGCGUCUAUCGUAACGCAGCUCGUCCAUAUAGGUAGUCGAUGCAACCAGCAAAAGCACCUCAAAGCUCGCUCUUUUAUCCGCAGCCUCCAAUGCCUCAAACCAAUCAACUCAGAGCUGUGUCGCCGAUCGAUCGACGCCUUCAGCGAGCGGCGAUAUGUCGCGCUUUCCUACACGUGGGCUCCAUCAAAGUACGAGAAUCCGAGUCGCCCGGAAGUAGGGUGGUACCCCGUCGAGACAUGGGACAAGAAGGGUAUCGAACGCUCAUCGGUUCGGAAAUGCGUUCUCAACCGCGCCCUUCGCUACAUGCGCCACUUCGAUGUUGAGUUUCUUUGGAUCGAUGCCCAUUGCAUCCGUCAAGACACUUGCAGCGUCGAUGAUUGUGUCCGGCACUACAGCUGCGUUGAGAAACGUGACUCUUUAAAAGCCAUGGACUUAGUCUACCACCUUAGCGAGCACCCGGUGGCGCUCCUGGGCCGGCCGCUGAGGUCAGGAUUUGAGUUGCACCUCCUUGCACGGGUUCUCGAGGGAGAUUUUCUUGCCGGCGACUCCGAACCUCGGCUAUCAACUAAUGAUAUUGUCUUGGCAAGGAAGGCACUGUCACUUCUUGGCGAGAUUACUCAGGACAGCUGGUGGUGGCGGGCAUGGACUUUUCAAGAGAACUACCGCGGUGCGAAGCGGAUGCGGCUGUUGAUCUGCCAUGAUAGGUCCCUGGAGUUGGAAAAGCGAAGGCACCCUGUAUUCGGCGAAAUACCCGGGGAGCUAUGCAUCUCGUCCGUCAACUUCUCAAAGCAAGCAACGCGACUUUGUUUGGCGCUCCGUGCGGUAACAUGGCUAGCGCCGUUGGACAUCGAGCAUAUUGAUCGCGUAAUUCGGGCUGCUGGUAGAUACUCACUGACGGUACGGAGUUCCGACUCCAUGACGCCGACAAUAUUUGCCGAUGUCGAGGCGCGCGGACUGUCGAAACCAUGGGAUCGACUAGAAAUCGUGGCCAACUGUUGCCGGUACCCAAUAAGGCUGGACGGCGGAGUCCUAAGCCGGCAAAAUUGCAGUCCUAGUCUAUCAGUUCUGGCGAUGUCUCUUCUAAACGGCGAGAUUCUCAAAAAUGACAAUCAUGUGGUACCAUCAGCAGCGGGGCUUACAGCAUCGGAGUUUCUCAACAGUAUGAUGUUCCGGGAAUUCAAGGCGCCUGGAGAGGAUACUCGACCGCUUACAUUUAACAACUGGUGCCGGCUCAUCAACGUGAGGUUGACAACCGAUGGCAUUGCUACGAGCGGCCAUAUAUGGAGACUGGGUCGCAUUAUCGAUACUGCAGAGUUCCCAAGGGUGCUGCCGUGGAUCGAUGAACCAGAAGGUCGUUUGACAUUGCUCCAGCGGAAGUCCCUGCUGCGGCUUGUCUGUCAUCUUCACAGAUUACGACACCAUCGGCUAGCCAACCGGAUUAACAAUUACCUAGCUGUCGAUUCCCGCGCAGGGGAAUCGUUUACUGGCUUUACCGACUUGUUUCUUUAUCGCAUGGCCACGGAGCUGGCCAAGGCAAUUCUAGCGCGCCGGAAACUGAGGCUAGGAAGCAUCUGGGAUCAAGGGAGGUCGGCGCCGUACCGUGGCAUUUUUGUAUGGUUAGAAAAAGAAACAAAUGAGCCAUGUCCGCUGCCCCUGGCUUUCGUCUUUACAUCGGUGAGCGCGUCGUUGAUUGUAAUUUCUCUCUUCUCUUCAGUUUAG
Molecule: messenger RNA, 1773 nt
Organism: Pyricularia grisea
Lineage: Eukaryota; Fungi; Ascomycota; Sordariomycetes; Magnaporthales; Pyriculariaceae
Exons: 1
Coding region: 1-1773 (590 amino acids)
Source: RefSeq, a predicted model, not a curated record